This is a messenger RNA of Myzus persicae (green peach aphid), 693 nucleotides long. RefSeq lists its product as uncharacterized. Gene Ontology annotation, molecular function: nucleic acid binding. NCBI's taxonomy places the organism in Eukaryota, Metazoa, Arthropoda, Insecta, Hemiptera, Aphididae. The coding region runs from base 1 to 693 and encodes 230 amino acids. The record is from RefSeq and is a predicted model, not a curated record. The transcript is spliced from 3 exons.
AUGUACGCAUUGAGACAGAAUCAUGACACAAGGCCAGUAGUUUACCUCGACAAAACAUGGGUAAACCAGAACCAUACACGAGGUUACAUAUCGCAAAAUCCAGAAAACACAGAAGGACCAAUUGGGAAGGGCGCUCGACUCAUUGUAUGCCACGCUGGUUCACCUUCAUUUGGAUUUGUAAAAAAUUCUAAAUUGAUGUUGGCCAAUUUAGAAGAACCAUGUAUUGUUGUAAUGGACAAUGCUUCCUACCAUUCUGUGCUAUCCGAUGAUUACCCUAAGGUAAACGCGCGAAAGGCAGAUGUUCAAAAAUGGCUCGAAAAAAAAUGUAUUCAAUAUUCACCUGUAGAAACAUUAACGUUACAAAUGGGUCAUGAAGUGGUAAGACUUCCACCUUACCACUGUCAGUACGACCCAAUUGAGCUGAUUUGGGCGCAAGUCAAGGGUGAAGUCGCCAAAAAGAAUAGCACUUUCAAGAUGGCAGAUGUUGAAGUGUUGGUAAACAAUGCAUUAGGUGAGAUCACCAAAGAGGCUUGGAAAAAAUGUGGCGAACAUUGCAGCAAACUCCAGGAUGCAGAUUUUGUAAAGGAAGUGUUAAAGGAUGAAAUGUUAGAGCCCAUCAUACUUUCCAUAAAUCCCGAUGAAAGUUCGACUGAUGAAGACGAAAACGACGAUGACAAAUUACUUGAUUUGUAA